Molecule: messenger RNA, 467 nt
Organism: Drosophila takahashii
Lineage: Eukaryota; Metazoa; Arthropoda; Insecta; Diptera; Drosophilidae
Source: RefSeq, a predicted model, not a curated record
AUUCGACUUUCUUCGCAUCUAGUGGGCGACCACAAUAAAUUCAUCCAGAGUGAAAAAAUUCAAAUUUCUGAGCUUACAAAUUUUAUUGUCAAUAGUCUCUGGAAACAAGUAGAAACUGCGUGAAAAUGCCUGAAAAACCAGCAGCGAAGUCACCUCCAAAGACCCUGACCAGCAUCAAGGGGUCCAGGCCAUCCACUUCCUCAUCCAAUUCCACCUCCAAUAAGAGCCGACCGACUGGAACGGGAGUGGUUCGACCCCCAUUGCCCAAUACUCAUGAUAGGAUUUGGAAGAUUAUGAAGAUGUAAAAUCGUGGAACUAAUCCAACUUUUAUUCGGUAUCUAGCUGCAUCAACAUUUAUAAAUCAUGACAUUAUUUUUUAUUAUAAAUGCAUUUGAUUCAACAAAAUCUUGAACUUCAACCGCGCUGAAUAAAGCGAAAAAGUCCCAGAAGGGAAAUAACUCUUAUAA